AUCGCACGAUUUGUUAAGUGCUCGCGUUGCCUGUUAGUUUCUUCUACGCAUCUUGCGGACGAUUGUUGUCGCUUGCACGCGGAGUCGGGUUAUUUCUUUAUCUCAUUAUGCGUCAGAAAGUUGAAUGUUUCUUUUUUGCGUGAAAUUUCUCGAUAAACGAGCAAUGUAUCAUCGCGUGGUCGCGCUACUGUCAAAGGGAUAUACGAUCGCGGUUCAGCGGUAUCCGCCACCCUCUUUCCGCGUGAAAUUCAUUUCGUGCCCCCCCCCCCUGUUUCUGUUUCGAUGGAGAACAUUUUCUUCCAUUCGGCAAACGUUUAAGCACGAGCUUUCGUAUUUUUCCAACCGUGUCGUAUAGCCGAAGCGAAGCGUGAAUAGGAUCGGUAACGGAACGAUCGGAAAACAAGGAAAUAAUUCUGCUCCGCAACGGCGGCGUGUCCGAACGAAAUAUUCGUGCGGACGAACGGACGAACGUUCAAUUUCCAAGGAAGCCAUAACGACGAUUAGUGCAAUGACGAUUUCGCAUUUUGACCGCGGCACGAUUCAGCAGGCGCGAUGCGCGAGAGAUGAGAAGAGAAGAGUCAGCAGAGGGAGGGGCGAUUCCGACAAACGGUGCCGGACUUCGGAGUAGUUGUUAAUGUAGUAUAUGUGUGACAACGGGAUUGACAACAUGGAUACGUCUGACUUGGGAGGAGGCAUAAAUUGUACACCACCGGCGAUAGAAGACUUUCCACAUGAUAUUUUCAACGAGAAGCAGAGGCAGGACGGAGCCGUGGUGGUACACGUGGUCGUUUCCCUUUACCUGUUCAUUGCGUUAGCGGUAGUGUGCGAUAAAUUUUUUGUACCCGCCGUGGAAAAGAUAUGUCACGCCCUCUCGAUGUCGAAGGAUGUCGCGGGCGCUACCUUCAUGGCUGCGGCUACAUCGGCACCGGAACUUUUCGUCAACGCGAUCGGCACGUUCAUCACCGAAGGUGACAUCGGUGUUGGAACAAUAGUAGGCUCGGCUGUAUUCAAUAUUCUCGCGGUACCGGCAUGCUGCGGUAUCGGUGCUGGAAUGGUAGUUCCAUUGGACUGGUGGCCGGUCAGCAGAGAUUGUCUAGCGUACGGCGUUACGGUCGCCAUUCUGAUAUGUAUUAUACACGACGAGCGAGUGGAAUGGUACGAAGCGUUAACGCUAGUCUUACUGUACAUCGUUUACAUCGCCGUCAUGUACUGGGACAAAUCGUUUCAGCGAUGCACGCGAUUCCGUGCGCACAACGCUGAUCAGUCCCUGUCGGAUGAUCAUCGAGUCGCCGGUACAGAGGGUAGCACAGAGAUUCGCUUAGCUGGUUCUGAUAAGGUGCAAUCGAUCGGCGAUCAAGCUGAACACAUAGACGUGCCGUUGCAAAACGGAGGAACGAAAACUCAAGAAGAGAACCCCGAGCCUAAUUACGAGUACGAGCUGCUGGUCUGGCCGGCACGAGCUGGAUGGAUAAGAAAAACAGCCUGGAUUUUGACCUGGCCGAUUCAUUUGAUUUUCAUGUGCACCAUACCGGACUGCGAGAAGCCUCGAUUCAAGAAUUGGUUUCCGGUCACGUUUCUCAUGUGCAUCAUUUGGAUUGGAUCUUUGAGCUACGUUGUCGCAUGGAUGAUCACUAUAAUCGGUGACACUCUGAAGAUACCGGACUCCGUGAUGGGUAUCACUUUUCUCGCGGCUGGUACCAGCGUUCCAGAGGCUGUGUCGAGCGUAAUAGUGGCGAAACAAGGACACGGUUCGAUGGGUAUCAGCAACUCGAUAGGAUCGAACACGUUCGAUAUAUUGUUGUGCCUUGGUCUGCCGUGGCUAAUUAAAUCAUCGUUCUCACCUACGCAACCUGGAAAACAUUACAUCAGUAUAAACUCUGGCGGGCUCGAGUACAGCGCUAUAUCGUUAUUGUCGACAUUGAUGUUGCUUUAUAUUGCUUUCGCUUCGAACAAGUUUCAGCUCGAUAGAAAAGUAGGGCGAGCCUGUUUAUGUAUGUACGCGGUAUUUCUGAUAUUAGCAUCGUUGAUAGAACUGAAUGUAUUCUUCAGGGUGAAUUUACCCACGUGCCAGAGGACGGUCAAGUGAUACGGUCAAGAAAGUAGAGUCGCUUAAUGAUAUUCCACACGGUUUUUAAUCGAGUCCUCUCGUACGUUACCUAUGGAAACUUACGAGCAACACGGUGAACCGAACAAUGCUGUUUUAUAUUAUGCGAAACUACUUUAUCUCUCGUCUCGCUUCUACCAGACUCUUUUCACCCCCAUUAUUCGACCGUUAUUUCCUCCCCGCGCGAACCAACCGACCAGGAACAAUUCAUAUUUCUUUCUAUCUACUCGGAACCAUAUACCUUUUAACUCUUCUCUUCUCCCCUCUCUUAUUUCUUUUUUUCACUUUGGUACCGUCUCUUUAGUCCUUUCUCCGCGUACGAGCCUACUUUCUACGUUACGAUCGAUUCUAAACUUUCUCGUUCAUACCAUUUCCAUCUGUCGAAUAUUUUCUAUUGCGCUAUCGUCUAACUAUCAACGAUUAAGAAACAUGAGUAUUAAAAGAUGCAACAAAGAACACCAGGAAGAAAAAGAAGAAAAAAAGAAGGAGAAGAAGAAUUGUUCGUAAGAUCGAAGAGGAAGAAGAAAGCUGAGAAAGAAGUGAAGGAGAUAGAAGAGGAGGAGGAAGAAGAAGAAGAAGAAGAAGAAGAAGAAGAAGGAGAAGAAGAAGAAAAGAGAAGAGGAGAUGUUUGUACUCUGGUAAAUGGUAAAGACACUCGUUAUCGCAUGAUAUUUUCUCGUGCGUAUACGCAUUUCGAAAGUAUGACGCGGUCGUGACAAAGAGAUAAACAUUUGUUGUGUUUAAUUAGUUUUGGGUGACACAUCGACGAAACAAUAGAUAAACAAUUGUAACGAAAGAAGACGAAAGAUGGUAGGGGAAAGAAAA
Molecule: messenger RNA, 2929 nt
Organism: Osmia lignaria (orchard mason bee)
Lineage: Eukaryota; Metazoa; Arthropoda; Insecta; Hymenoptera; Megachilidae
Gene: zyd
Product: sodium/potassium/calcium exchanger zydeco
Biological process (GO): intracellular calcium ion homeostasis; calcium ion transmembrane transport
Cellular component (GO): plasma membrane
Molecular function (GO): calcium, potassium:sodium antiporter activity; calcium channel activity
Source: RefSeq, a predicted model, not a curated record